Molecule: messenger RNA, 2903 nt
Organism: Chiloscyllium plagiosum (whitespotted bambooshark)
Lineage: Eukaryota; Metazoa; Chordata; Chondrichthyes; Orectolobiformes; Hemiscylliidae
Gene: cdk5rap3
Product: CDK5 regulatory subunit associated protein 3
Biological process (GO): regulation of mitotic cell cycle
Cellular component (GO): endomembrane system
Source: RefSeq, a predicted model, not a curated record
ACACACGUUGUGAUUGGGUGCCGUUGCAGGGUUUGUGAGGGGGCAGGGCCUGAGCGAGAUGGAGGACCAAAGGAAAUGGCCAAUCGAUAUACAGACAAGCAAACUCUUGGAUUGGCUGGUGGAUAGACGGCAUUGCAAGCUGAAAUGGCAGAAUGCGGUGUUGGUAAUUCGGGAGAAAAUAAACAACGCAAUCCAGGAUAUGCCGGAGAAUGAGGAGAUCAAACAACUCCUGUCAGGAUCAUAUAUCCAUUAUUUCCAUUGCUUGCGAAUUGUAGAGAUUCUCAGAAGAACAGAAGCUUCUACAAAGAAUAUUUUUGGUGGUUACUCCUCUCAGCGAAUGAAGGACUGGCAGGAAAUAGUGUGUUUAUAUGAAAAAGACAGUGUCUAUCUCGCUGAACUCUCCAGUUUACUUGUGCGAAACGUAAAUUAUGAAAUUCCAUCUUUGAAGAAGCAGAUUAGUAAGUGCCAACAAUUACAGCAGGAGUACAGCCGCAAGGAGCUGGAGUACAUCAACAAUGCUGCUGCUUUACGGGACAGGUUCUUUACUUCCUGCAAGCAGUUUGGAAUAAAGGGUAAUGAUGUCCACCAGGAGCUGCUAUCUCUCUGCAAUGACCUCCCAUCUGGCCUUGACGGUAUGGCUGAGGGGACCAGUGAUCUUACUGAUGCCCUGGAGCUGUACGAAGCCUGUGUGGAGUUUGUGUGUGGCAGUGUCUCAGAGCCAAUUGCUCCCUUACUGAAACACAUUCAACUGAAAGGAAACACAACUGUCUACGAGUGGAGAACUGGACAGGCGCCUUCAGCGAUUGAGCGGCCAGCUAACAUGGUGAUUCAACAACCAACAGAGUCCUCAGACACGAUUGACUGGGGAGAUGAUGGGGUGUCUGGAAUGGAUCAGUCAGGUGAUAUCGAUUGGGGAAUCACAGUAGAAGACAAUGCUGAGGUGAACAGCGAGGAGCAUGGUGCUGACAUGAUCGACUGGGGAGAUGAUACAACUGCUGCUGUGGAAAUCAAUGUAGUGGAGUCUGGUGCUGAAGGUGAUGGUGGAGUGGCAAAGGGGAACGAUGCUCUAACUAUCCUGGAAAACCCGGAAACCAGGAACCAGUUCAUUAACGAACUCAUGGAGUUACAGGAAUUCUUGAGCCAGAGGCUUGUAGAGAUGAAUGAGGAGGCAGACAUCCUCUCCAUCAACCAGUUCCAAACAGCUCCAGCUAUCAUUCAGACUCAGGAUAUGGCAAAGGUUGUUGCCAUGACAACGCGAGUGAAGGAUCUCAUCCAGAGACUGACCAAUGUAAAGAUGCGACAUCUCUUCAUGAUCCAUGCCUCUCCCAGGUACAUUGACCGUGUGACUGAGCUCCUGCAACAGAAGCUGAAACAGGCAGGCACCGUGGGAGAAAAGCAACAUCAGAUGGUCAAGAAGCGACAGCAAUCUCUGGAGGAACAGGCUGCCCUUGAACCCAAACUGGACCUUUUAAUCCAGCAAACCAAAGAGCUUCGAAAGCUAAUUGAGACCGAUAUCUCCAAACGGUACCAGAACCGCCAGGUGCACCUGAUGGGGGUCAUCGUGUAAUAACCACUCGCUCGGUGCCCGGACCCACUGGAUUCUCCUGCUCACACUCAAGAGUGGCACUUGCUUAUGGACUUCCUGCUCACGCCAAAGAUUGAAAGUUUUAAGGAUUUAACACAAAAAUGAAUAAGAUGAAGACCUUAAUCUUUGAUCACUGAUGUACUUUAGAACUGCGAGGGAUUUAAAGACUUAAAUUUGCUGUGACCUCCCCUUGAAGACAUGGAAAGGAAAGAUUUUCAAAGCCCUUGAUUAUAGAUGGUAUAUCCGAGGCUGUAUAUAGGGGAACCUCGAUUAUCCGAAGGUGAUGGGUGGGUACUGUUUCAUUUGGAUAAUCGAUUAGAUGGUGAAUCGAUUUAAAUGCCUUUCCUCUGGGGUUCGAAACUUCUAAAGUCUGCUCCCUAUUCAGGAGACUGCAGCAGCACACAGUGCGUGAAACCCUCCCCCCGCGCAACCCCCCUCCCCCCACAACCCCGUGCAACACCCCCCCCCACAACCCCGUGCAACACCGCCCCCCUCUCCGGGGCAGCUGGACUGGACACCAACAUCAAGACUGCUGCUGCUUUUGUGGGGUAAGACUCCAAAUAGCGCGCACACAGACACACGCGCACACACAGACACACAACUCUUUACUGCAACUUUUUGACAGUUUGCACCUUUGCCUUGUACAGGACAAUGUUGGAGAGAUUAUCUGGGGAAGGGGGGUUCAGGAUACACCCCUGUGUAGAACUCCAGGGAAAGUGUGGGGAGGGAGAGAGAGAAGGUGGGGGGUCAGUCAUUUGGAGAUGGUGCCUGUUUAAUCACGGUAAACAAAAGACAAGAUCACUUGAAAACACGUCUUUAUGUCAUGUUUCAUCGGGACCUGGAGAUCUCCUUCGGAUAAUCCGAUUUUCAGAUAAUUGGUAUUCGGAUAAUCGAGGUUCCCCUGUACUGGUUAACAUUUUGUAACUGAAUAAAUUGUAUUUUGUCCCUGAGGAGGAGCUCUUUAACUCAGUUUAAAGAUGUGGUCCUUGUUGACUAUCACUGGUUAAUAUUAACACUGAGGAGCAGCCUGUCAUUCCUGUUGAAAAACAUUGAACACAUUCAGGGCCACAGCUCGGUACCUCAACCCCCGGUUGAAUCAGCUGGUGGAGCUGUGAUCUCAGUGUAUACAUCAUGCGGCAGCGUAUAAACAGGCAAAUUCCACACACACCCAUCACAGAGACAUACCCAGACAUGUAUGAAUGUUCGACCACAUUCAGACACACUUGGGUAGAAGAGUUCAUUUGUUCGGUAUUCUGCCUCUCACUGACAACAUCACUCAUUAUUAACCCUAACAAUAAAUUACUUUCUAAACAGUGAA